GACGUUAUCAAAAUAUGGGGAAGACAUAUCAGCUGAUUUAUAUUUUUUUUUAACAUUGAAUUAGCUUUUGUAAUAUAUAGAGAUAUUUCUAUUGAACUUUAUCUGUGAUAAUGCUUCAUUUUUAAUGCUUUCCUAUUGAUGUCGAAGCAAUGGAAAAAACAUACGUCCAGCACAUCAUUUGGUUUAUAAUAUUAAUAACGUUGAUACAACUUGUAUUUGGGUUUUUAGGUAACAAUAAACAUUCAUCUAAACCAAGGGAAGGACAUCAUCCGCCUUUAAAUAAUAUCGUAACCACUCAAGAUAUAAUUGCUGGAGACGUAUUCUUCGAAAUAACAGACCCGUAUUCUUUAGAGUACACGUAUAGGUUACGACCAGCUAAGAAUUUCGGAACUUCAUUUUCGAAACAAUUGGAGGAAGUUGCAUUAGUACCUACAAUACCAUCUAAUGGUUGUAAAAAACUAGAAAAUAAUCAUGCUGUACGCGGCAAUGUUGCACUAAUUGAUCGCGGGCAAUGUUCAUUUUUAACAAAAACUAUCAAUGCUGAAAAUGCUGGAGCAACCGCUGCUAUCAUUACAGAGUUUAAUAGUGAAUCAAAUGAAUUUGAUUAUUAUAUUGAAAUGAUACAUGACGAAACAAAUCGAGAUGCUCAAAUACCAGCAGGAUACUUACUUGGCAGCAAUGGCGUCGUUAUACGGAAUACCUUGCGCCGAUUAAAGAAAACAUUUGCUCGCAUCAACUUGCCAGUGAAUUUGACGUUUGUCCCACCUUCAAAAAUAAAUCACCCUCCCUGGUUAGGUUGGUAGAAAAUAAAACGAUAAAAAUUGUUUAAUAAUUAAAGCUUACAACCAAAGUGACUUAACGUUUUAUACAUAAGUAAAACAAUUGUUUAAAUUAAUAAACGUAAAUAAAUGAGUAACUGUCUUAUAAAAUAAGUACAAAUAGAAAAAAUUAUAAUUCGAUUGAUGUAUGUUGUAUGCUGAUGACAAUGCAAUAUUAUGUUCGAAAAUGUAAGUAAGUGUUUUCAAUGUAGUUUCAGAAUACAUAUAAGCUUUUUAAGAUAUGUCCGAAAAUUCGAAAUAUGUGCUCUAAAAGAAAGAAAAUAAAUUAAUAAAAAACAUUUUUGUGAAUCAUACGCUAAAAAUAAGAAAAUAAUCUUUAAAUUAAAUCAAACUAUUUGCUUCAUCUAAAAA
Calliphora vicina (urban bluebottle blowfly) is the source of this 1190-nucleotide messenger RNA. RefSeq names its product PRADC1-like protein. The transcript has 3 exons. The coding region runs from base 150 to 803 and encodes 217 amino acids. NCBI's taxonomy places the organism in Eukaryota, Metazoa, Arthropoda, Insecta, Diptera, Calliphoridae. The record is from RefSeq and is a predicted model, not a curated record.